This is a messenger RNA of Linepithema humile (Argentine ant), 4937 nucleotides long. The record is from RefSeq and is a predicted model, not a curated record. Lineage: Eukaryota; Metazoa; Arthropoda; Insecta; Hymenoptera; Formicidae.
UCCUCGUAUAUUUUAAUAUGCCUUAUUCUCUCGCGUAGUGUCAGUUUUUUUGUUACAUAGUAGAAGAUAUACAUGAUAUAAUUGUUACACCGUUUAAAAUUGCUUGAAAUAAUGUAUCAAUAUAAUUCCAAAUCUAAAAUAUGUUGAUUUUAAGAUAGAAAUGUCAUGUCUCGAAAAUUGUUUAGGAUAAUCAACAAUUAUUAAUGAUGGAAACGUGAAUGACGCGUAAUAAGCUAAACUAGUGUCAUUUAAACGUCAAAGUAUUAAAAAAUAUGUGUUAGUGUUGAAACAUGAGUAUUACCGAUGAUAUUAUAUUGACAUUAUUUGUCGAGUGAAAUUCAUGGUUUUAAUCAUGGAGGUUAUUAAUCUUAUUUAAUGUUAAUAAACUCACAUGUACGAUUAUUGAAAAUUGUGUAGAACUACUUGAUAAAUUUGUUCAGCAAAACGCGAUUGUGACAUCGUGGCAUCAUGGAAAAGUUUGUGAUUGAUUUGGAUAAAGUCCUCAAUGAUUUUGAAUUCAACGAAGAUUGUGCGGAGCAAAUCACAUCAGUUGCUACAACUACAACAGUUGAUACGUCAACUGCAGAGAAACAUACUACUGAGUCUGCAUCUCUAAAAACAUACAAUUUUAAUUCUGAGGAAAGUAUAGACAUCGAUGUAAUGCCAUCUUUCGAAAAACACAAAGAUACUCAGCCAAUAGAUGUCGAUUCUAAAUAUUUAUUAACUGAAAAGAACUUGGUAUCUAUGUCAGAUUCCAAUAAAGAUUCCAUAAAUAAUUUCUAUGCACAUGAUUGUGUCGGUGAUAACAAGAUCGAACAAAAGUCAUGUGUUCAUACUCAUGAUUCCGAUCAAAUGUCUUUAACCAUAUAUAAUGACAUAUCGUACAGUUUAAUGCAGAAGCAACAAAAUGAAAAUAGUGAUUUAAAAGAUGGCAAUAGAUAUGAUAAGAAACUAAACCAACCAAAUUUCAAGCCUAGUAUCAGUAAUGUGUUUAAUAGUUUGAAUGAAUAUAUUAAUGCUCCUACAGGAAGCUUGGAUUAUGUAGAGCCUAUAUUAGAUAAGAAAGAUGAUUUAACUAAAGUGACCGUAAUGGAACAAGAUUUUAUAUUGACAAAGAAUGCAACUAUUGAUCAUUCAACAACAAAAGAGAAAAAACUAGAUGUAACUGAUAAAAAUACCUUGGAUUACAAAACCAUCUUACCAGAGUUAGAUAUGUUUGUCAAGAUCGAUGCUGAGGACAAACAGGAUAAUGCAAUGCAAAGUGUCAUGCCGCAACAUUUUACUAUGAUAAAGUCUGAAAAAUGCAAUACCACUACAAUUCCAACAUCUAAUAUCACUGUUUCAAGACUCGAGCAUGAUGUCGUUGAUAGUACAGAACCAUCUGAUAAUAAAAUGGAUAUGAAUGAAAAGGCUGUAGAUAAUAAUGAUAGAUUUGAAAUACCCUCUGAAAAUAUUGCUAAUAAACAAAAGCAGUUGAAUUUGCCGAGUCAUAGUUCCAUUGAUAAAUAUACAUUUAUAAAAAAUAAAGAUAGCAUAGCGGAAAAUACUAUAAGUUUAAAUAUAAAUAUAACAAAUAGCAAAAAUCACAAUGAGAAUAUAAAAACAAAGAAAGCCUGCGACAUCUCAUCUAAUGUGCAUGUGAAACAUACAACUGAUGUCAAUGACGACUUUUCCGAAGAAGAGCUAAGUCGAUAUUUGUUGGAAUUGGAAGAAGAAGAAAUAUGUAAAACGAAAGGUAUAUCACAUUCAGAUGAUACUUUGUCGCUAAAGCCGCAUAAUGAAUUAGGAGAUAAUAAAACAAAGACCACGAAUCAACGACAUGAAGAUACUAACAACGCGUCAAAAUUUGAAAAAAUUAUGAUUAAUCAAGUUCCAAAAAUAUCACAAGAGAAAUUUCUGGAAAAAAUAAAAAACCCUCCUAUAAUUUAUCAUAGUGCGAAUACAUGUAAUGAAAAUGUAAUGGAUGUACAAUGUGACGGUACGUUAAAGGUAGCUUUAAAUGAAAAAGGUAAACAAUUACAAAAUACGCAAACUAAUGAAUUAGAUAAAACGAUAAGGGAGAAAGAUAUAACCAAAGUAGCCGAUCAAGAUGCAGUGGUACAAGAGAGUAUCUUACAGGCCCUAUCGGAUAUUACCAUUGAAGAGAAAGCCACAUUAAAUUUCGAGAAUGUUGAAGAACAAUAUAACCACAAUAUCGAUGUGACAAGGAAUCUACAAAAGAAUGUUAGCACAGGUAUACAAUCACAAGAUAACAAUGACAAUGCUGUCAAAAAUUUAUCGGAAAAUAAAGAAGAUUACGACGAGAGGUUGUACUGUCAAGAUAUUACCGAAAAUAAUAAAGAUAUUCUCAUACAACAUGAGAACAGAACGCAUGAUAGUGAUAAGAUCUCUAAAACGGAAAUUAUAUAUAAAAUUGCUGAUGCUGAUUGUACAAUCUCUCAUACAAAUGAAAACAGUCAAGAGGCUGAUGGAAAACUGUCUCGUCCUCACACAUUGGAUAUUGUUUCGCCGCAUAAUAAGAAUGAUUCGCUCGAAUCCUUGAGCGUUACACCUGGAGAACCAGAACAGUCAGGAACAGGAGGCAUUGUUGACGAAGAUCGAGGUGCCGCGUCAGAUGUUUCCGAUAAUUCUUUGAUCGAAUAUAAUACAGUAUUAGGAAAACAGCCUCCAUUUUGGGUUCCGGAUAGUGACGCACCCAGUUGUAUGUUAUGCGAUGUCAAAUUUACUGUACUUAAAAGACGUCAUCAUUGCCGUGCUUGUGGUAAGGUGUUGUGUAACAAAUGUUGCAAUAUGAAAUUUAGAUUAGAAUAUCAGGGAAACAUUGAUUCUCGUGUUUGCGUCUCAUGUUAUGAUUUACUCACAAAAGCAGAGAGCGAACAGGGAAUAAGUGAUUGGUCAACUGAAUAUAACUCGCAUGCCAACUGUAGCGAUGUCAAUUCUUCACAGUGUUGUACCAAUAUCAAUGGGAGACAGCCUAAUCCAAAUAAUCCCAUGGAGUACUGUUCAACUAUACCACCCUUGCAACAGUUAGCCGGCAGCUUACCGCCACCACCAACGGUAAUGGUACCUGUAGGUGUUUUGAAGAGAGAGGGUUCAAAGCAUCGUACAGAAGGACAGAAAUCUGUAAUGUUCAGUGAUGGAAUAAGGCCUGGCUGUGACCUGACAGAGCUAGACACGUGUUGGGAUCCGAAGCCACCGUACCGCAAGCAAGGAAACAAGCGGAUUUUCACAUCAGGAUCCAUAUUGACGGAUACCGCAACGAGGAGGCAAAGUCAUCCUCCUCUAGACAAUACAACCAACAGUUAUAUACCACAUAAUCCGAAUUUAUUGCCCCCGACUGUCACGAUACAUAAAGGCCAAAUUACAUACCAUCUAUCUAUGGAUGAGAGCGUACUCUAUAAGAUGUUGCAAAAUGAAUGUGAACCACCGGUUAUGUUUGCGAUUAAUCGAAAUCUUUAUGCGUAUGUGAAAAUAACUAAUUUAAACUGCUGUGUAAACAAAAUUUGCUGGAAUGUAACAUCGAGAGGUCUCGCCUGCGUUGGUCAAGAUGAAGUUAUAUUAUUAGUCGAAGUUUUACCAGAUGAAACACGGAUUCCAAAGGAUCUUCUCAUAUACAUUAAUCAAUUAUAUCUCGAAGCUAUUAAAGGUAAUACAAUGACGGAACUUGGAUUCUCAAUAUUUCAAGGUAGUAAUCUGUUGGGUUCGCGCGAGCACACAGGAUUUCUUUUUAUUCGUCAAACAUUACAAUGUUUACAAAAAAUUAUUUUACCACCUGCACCUUUUCUAAUUGGACUCUUAAUUCACAGGUGGGAAACUCCUUGGGCCAGAGUAUUUCCGCUAAGACUUCUUUUACGUCUCGGUGCAGAAUAUCGUUAUUAUCCCUGCCCACUGGUGUCCGUCCGUUUCCGGGACGCAUUGUACUUUGAGAUCGGUCAUACUGUCAUGAAAGUGUUGGCUGAUUUCCGAAACUUUGGAUACACUUUACCAGGAGUGAAGGGCUUAACAAUUCAUCUGAAAAACCGUACCACAGAUGUCAUGUUCCCUAGGAAUCGAUAUGAUCAAGUUAUAAAAGGACUUCAUAAUUCAAACGAUCACGUGUUAGCCUAUGCUUCAAAUUUUAGUAUAGCCGCGGAUUCGCAUUUAGUUUGCAUACAAACGAAUACCGGCGAUGAAAGUAAUUAUCAAACGCAAGCGAUAAACAUUCACAACAAGCCGAGAACAGUGACCGGUGCUAGUUUUAUCGUCAUCAAUGGCGCUUUAAAAUCAUCAAUGGGACUCUCUGCCAAAUCUAGUAUUGUAGAGGAUGGAUUAAUGGUAGAAAUAAUGCCGGAAAAAAUGGAAGCUUUGAAAGCUGCACUUAAAAAUAUGCAAGAUUUUUCAAUCGGUUGUGGACACCAGGGAGCAUCGGAACCAGACGAGACUGUAAAUAUAAAAUGGGUCGACAACGAUGUGCAAUUCAACUUGGGAGUCAAAAGUCCUAUUGAUGGACAAUUAAUGGAUGGCAUACCGUCUAUUAGAGUACAUAACGGUACCGAUUACAAAGGAGCAACGCGAUUUAUACGCUGGACGGAAGUAUUCAUUAUAAAAGUAUAUAUUAAUUACAUAGAAAUAUUAUUAGAUAUUGUUGGUGUGAAUGAUCCCGUGGACAUAAAUAAACUAUCUGGAAAUAUAGCUAAAGCGACGUGUUUAGCAUUGGUCAAGCUGCUAGAUCUUCUGGCGACGGCAGGUUUAACAAAACUUGGUGUACGGGCGACAAUUCAUCUGGACAAUGUUGGUUACGAAGCUGGAAGCGAGGGGACAAAAUUGCCACCUAUUUAUAUGAAAAGCUUAGACAAUGAAUUAAUUCAAGUUUUACACAAAGCUGCACAAAGCAGUCAGGAUGCCCAUACAGUACUCGAAUUGAUAUUUUAUAUACUCGAGGAUUGAAGAGGUCAUAA